Messenger RNA from Pseudophryne corroboree (corroboree frog), 2337 nucleotides. It is a transcript of the gene EEFSEC, whose product is annotated as eukaryotic elongation factor, selenocysteine-tRNA specific. The transcript is spliced from 7 exons. Gene Ontology annotation, molecular function: GTP binding; translation elongation factor activity; GTPase activity. The record is from RefSeq and is a predicted model, not a curated record. Lineage: Eukaryota; Metazoa; Chordata; Amphibia; Anura; Myobatrachidae. The coding region runs from base 107 to 1840 and encodes 577 amino acids. Gene Ontology annotation, biological process: selenocysteine incorporation.
GGCCUGGCCUGUGCACUGGAGGGGCGGAACUGUUGUACUGCUGCCAUGUUUCCGCACUGUACGGUGUAAAGUGUGACACAACGCGGAAGUGACCACGCUGGAACGCAUGGCUGCAGACGGGGAGACGCUGAACUUCAAUGUGGGGGUCCUGGGUCACAUAGACAGCGGGAAGACAUCCCUGGCCAGGGCGCUCAGCACCACGGCCUCCACCGCGGCCUUUGACAAGAACCCCCAGAGCCGGGAGCGGGGGAUCACGCUGGACCUUGGCUUCUCCUCCUUCACCGUUCCGCUCCCGGAGCACCUGACCGGCACCGGCUACAAGAGCCUGCAGUUCACCCUGGUGGACUGCCCGGGUCAUGCCUCCCUCAUUAGGACCAUCAUAGGAGGUGCCCAGAUCAUUGAUUUGAUGAUGCUGGUCAUAGACGUGACCAAGGGUAUGCAGACGCAGUCCGCCGAGUGCCUGGUUAUCGGCCAGAUCGCCUGCAACAAGAUGGUGGUGGUCUUGAACAAGAUCGACUUGUUGGCCGAAAGCAAGAGGCAAUCGGCUAUUGAUAGGAUGACCAAAAGGAUGCUGAAGACACUGGAGAAUACUAAAUUCCACGGAUCUCCGGUUAUCUCUGUGGCUGCGAAGCCCGGGGGACCAGAAGCCCCGGAGUCUGUCACCGCCCAGGGGGUCUCGGAACUUAUCGAGCUCCUCAAGUCCCAGGCCUACCUUCCCCGUAGAGAUCCCUCCGGGCCUUUCCUCAUGGCUGUUGACCACUGUUUCUCCAUCAAGGGUCAGGGCACCGUAAUGACAGGCACCGUCCUCUCCGGCUCCGUCAGCCUAAAUGAUAAUGUGGAGAUCCCAACACUAAAGGUGACGAAGAAGGUGAAGAGCAUGCAGAUGUUCCACCGGCCAGUCAGCAGCGCCAUGCAAGGGGACCGCCUAGGGAUCUGCGUCACCCAGUUUGACCCCAAACUGCUGGAAAGAGGCUUGGUUUGCACCCCGGAUUCCUUGCACACCAUCCACGCUGCUAUCAUUUCCGUCAACAAGAUCUCCUACUUUAAAGGAUCUCUUCAGACCAAAGCGAAGUUCCAUAUAACGGUUGGCCAUGAAACAGUCAUGGGCCGAGUCAUGUUCUUCUGCUUGCCCCCGCCUCAUGUCAACCACGAAGAACCUACGGAGCGUUUCGAUUUUGGAAAGGAGUAUCUGUACCAAGAUAGCUACGUCACUAAGGACUCUGCGACAUCAGAGCAGGACAAAGAAGGUGGCCUACAGGGAGAUGAGGUCCUUCCCAAGGAAGUAUGGGCCCUGCUGGAGUUUGAGAGGCCGGUAACUUGCCCCAGGUUGUGCCUCAUUAUUGGGUCUAAGCUGGACACCGACAUCCAUUCCAACACCUGCAGAUUAGCAUUCCAUGGCACCCUGCUGGAAGGAAUGGAAGAUAAGAACUACACGGAGACCUUUCUUCCCAAGCUUAAAGUCUUCAAGAUGAAGCUCAAGGAGGGACAGGUAGAGAGGGCCAACGACGAUUACAGCGUGAUUGGACGUUCCCUGUUCAAAAAGGAGACCAACAUCCAGCUGUUUGUGGGACUGAAGGUCAAGUUGUCCACAGGAGACGAGGGGGUUAUAGAAGGAAGCUUCGGGCAAAGUGGAAAGUUUAAAAUCCGAAUCCCGAAUGGUCUAAAGCCAGAGACUAAGCAGAUUCUUGGGUCCUCUUCUAAAAAGAAAUCUAGGGCUGGUAAAGGAGAUGCAGAACCGGCCAAGGAAGAAGAAACCAAAACGGACAGUCAGCCUGUACUCAUCACCUUGUGGUUCAAACGAUACGUGUUUGACCCUCAGAAGAAGAUGAUCCAGUCGUGAAGCAAGUCCUCUUGGCCUUAACUGUAAGGGGGAAGGGUAUCAUCUGUAGUCUCAACUGGUUCUUGAUGGACUCGAAGUGCAAUUGGUAUCGUCCACAACUAUGGUUGUGAUAUUUUGAAUGUCAUCAUGAAUGGCCUUAUCUUCAUUAUUUUUUAUUUUAUUUUUAUAGAAAAAUAAAUAGUAAUUUUAUGGGGUUUAACAUUAGAAAAGAAAUACAAUGUAAAACGUAUGGUCCGGGCUUAGAUUGGUAAUUGAUGCCGAAAUAACUUUAUCAAAAGAAAUUUACGCAUUACAUACAGAAACUUAAUUUAAACACUGGCCAGCUGUUGAGGGGCCGAGACCGUAAUAAUGCGUUGCAUUCUUUCAGAAGGAUAAACGAAUCUACGAUACUGGGUCUGACGUAUAUUUCUCCUUCAAGUCUCUAGUUUUUAUUUUGAGAGAUAAUUUGUGAUGUUUUUUAGAAUAUAAUUAAAAAAAAUAAAACCAGAUUGCACAGA